UGCAUGUCCCCUGCGACCGACCGCAAUGCAAGGCGGCCCCCGGCCCUUCCCCUGCUUCGUAGCCUCCGCCCCGUCGUCCGCUUCGAACGUGCCAGCUUCGGCCCGAGCUUUUGACACACCCCUCGCACGCGGAACCCGAUCGAGCUCCAAACUCCUGGCGUCUCAGCCUUGCUUGCCAUGCCCAGCUCGUAGCCUUAGACAAUCAGGCACCGAGCGCGGGCGCCGUUGCUCCUGAGCACCUCAUCCGGCGCUGGCACUUGUUCUUGCUCCGUCCUGACUCCUGAGCCAUUAUGGCGAAGGCUGUGGCUGUCACUGCACUUGCAGCAGCACUCGUAGUGCUGCUGCUGCUUGCAUGCUGCCCAUGUCGGGCGCGAGCUGACGAAUCGGCCAACGUCACGGCGUCGCUCGUCAGCUUCUUGACCGCGCUGGCCGGCGACGACGGCGGGCAGACGGCGAUCAGGCUGAGGUGGAACGCGUCGAUCAACCCGUGUGUUCCCGGCACCAAAGCCUCACUGUGGAGCGGAACCGUCCAGUGCUUCGACCGAGGCGUAAACGACGGGCACAUCAAGAGGAUCGACCUCGACGAGCAGGGCCUGAACGGCACCAUCGACGCGGCGCUGCUCUGCGCCGCGCCGGCUCUCCGCGUGCUGAACUUUCACAACAACAGCCUGCGCGGCGGCCUCCCCGCGGGCAUCUCGGCCUGCUCGGGACUCACCCACCUGGUCGUCAGCGGCAACCGGCUCUCAGGUAACCUGCCGUCUUCGCUCGCCCAGUCCAGGAGCUUACGCGUCAUCGAGGUUUCCGGAAACAACUUCUCCGGCGAGCUCCCCGGGGGCCUCGGCAGGCUCAACCUAGAGAGGUUCUUGGCGAACGACAACCAUUUCGACGGCACCAUCCCGGACUUCGACCUCGACAGCAUUGUGGGCCUCAGCUUCGACGUGUCCAACAACAACCUCACCGGACCAAUCCCCAAGGACGCUGUCAGGUUCGGCAAAGGGAGGUUCUGGCCUAACGCCGCUGGCAUAUGCGGCGAGCCCUUAUUCGCUCCUUGCCCGUCGCCGACGCCGCCCAGCUCGGGCUCCGAGGCCGAAGACGACGGGAAGGGGGGUGACAAGGACAAGGAGAAGAAAAGAACAGUGCCUAAGAUCGUCAUGUAUCUCGGCUACGUCCUCCUGGGCGCCGCCAUACUGGCCUUCGUCCUGUACAGGUUCUGCUUCAAGAAGAAGCGGAGCAAGCUGGGGCGGAAUUCCAAGCCCAGCGGAGGCAGGGCCGUGUACGACAGCAGCAGGAUGACGACGACCACGACCACGACGUCGGCGACCCCGAGCAAGACGGCCUAUUCGCUGCCGACGUCGGGCGAGCACAGCACGGUCGCCGCCGAGGCGGGCGCGCCGUCGGCCUCGCUGGUAGUGCUGCGCCGAUCGGGCACAGCCUCGAUCACGUCCAACGCCGCGGCGGCGGCGGCCAAGAACCUGCGGUUCGAGGACCUGCUCAAGUCCCCCGCGGAGCUGCUGGGCCGCGGCCGCUUCGGGAGCUCGUACAAGGUGGUGGUGCCCGGCGGUGCGGCGCUAGCGGUGAAGCGGGUGAGGGACGCGGCGGUGGACGAGGACGAGUUCCGGCGGCGGAUGGAGCGGGUCGGGCUCGCCAAGCACCCGGCCGUGCUACCGCCGCUGGCGUUCUAUUGCGCCAUGCAGGAGAAGUUGCUGGUGUACGAGUUUCAGAGCAACGGCAGCCUCACCAAGCUUCUGCACGGCUCCAUAGAGAGCAGCCAAGCGCCGCUGGAUUGGCCAGCGCGCCUCCACAUCGCCGCCAAGGUCGCCGACGGCAUGGCGUUCAUGCACACCACCCUGCGCGGCGACGGCGGGACCACCAAUUCCUCGUCAGGCGGCCCAAUCGCCCACGGCAACCUCAAGGCCUCCAACGUCCUCUUCACGGCCGGCAUGGACCCGUGCAUCAGCGAGUACGGCGUCACCGCGCCGGGCAGGGACGGCGCCGCGGCGUUCCGCGCCGACGUGCGCGCGCUCGGCGUGCUGCUGCUCGAGCUGCUGACGGGGAAGGCGACGUCCGCGCAGGGCGACGGCGCGGAGCUGGCGCGGUGGGUGACCUCGGUGAUCCGGGAGGAGUGGACCGCCGAGGUGUUCGACCGCGCGCUGCUCGCCGGCACCGGCGUCGGGUCAUCCGAGCACCGCAUGGUGCGGCUGCUGCAGGUCGCGAUGCAGUGCGUCGACGCCUCCCCCGGCUCUGCCCCGCCGCCGACCAUGCGGGAGGUCGCCGGCAUGAUCAAUGCCAUCCGCGGCGACGAGGACGACGGGUCCGUCUCCUUCGGGGCAUGAUGCCAUCAAACGAGGAGCAAGGACCGGAGAACUCGACUCGUCGUCAUCGACCACAGCGCUGCGGUACUCUGCGAGAGAUGUACUAGUGUUAAAAUCUCUUGUGGUGGUGCCGUUACACAUAAACAUGUUUAGUUGUUCACAAGGAGAUGGUUGUUGGAUUAGUUGAGAAUUCAGUGGCACGCACGCACGAUGAUGCAUUUGAGCAUGAACACUUUGUAUGUACAACUGUUUGCUUCACGCAAGAUGAAACAUAGCCACCUCAUAAUA
Molecule: messenger RNA, 2600 nt
Organism: Zea mays
Lineage: Eukaryota; Viridiplantae; Streptophyta; Magnoliopsida; Poales; Poaceae
Product: probable inactive receptor kinase At2g26730
Exons: 2
Coding region: 291-2333 (680 amino acids)
Biological process (GO): protein phosphorylation
Molecular function (GO): protein kinase activity; protein binding; ATP binding
Source: RefSeq, a predicted model, not a curated record